Melampsora larici-populina 98AG31 is the source of this 1155-nucleotide messenger RNA. RefSeq lists its product as uncharacterized. Lineage: Eukaryota; Fungi; Basidiomycota; Pucciniomycetes; Pucciniales; Melampsoraceae. The coding region runs from base 1 to 1155 and encodes 384 amino acids. The record is from RefSeq and is a predicted model, not a curated record. The transcript is spliced from 5 exons.
AUGGAUGGCCAAGAUCAAGGAUCAACACAAGCAUUCAACAAAGACGUGAAUAAUAUUUUAGUUCAACAUGAAAAAGAGAAAGGAAAACUUGAAGAAGGAAGUCAAUGUGGCAGAGGAACAAGCAGAGCAACUAGAGGAAGAGGUAGAGGAAGUAGAAGAGGAAGAGGAGGAACGGCAACAACUAGGAAAACAAGAAGUAUAACAAAAGGAAAAAUCAGAGAACCGAGAGAAGAACUAGAAAAGGAAGGAAACGAAGAAGGAAGUGAAUUGUCAGAUAUUGCGAGCGUGGGAAGGAUGGAGGAGAAGGAAGAAGAAGGAGAUGUGGAAGAUAAGGAUAUGGAAGAGAAUGAGGGAGAUGAAGAUAUCAUUUCAUUAGGAACUGAUCCGAGAGGUAUCAAGAUGUUAGAUGCGUCAAGUGAAGAAGAUGAAGAUGUAGAGCCAGGUGCUGGGAAAAGGAAGGCGAAAGAGUGCGGUACCAAGGAAUUGUCGAAAGUGGCUAAGAAGAUGAAUCACGGAAAGUACCUAGCUCCUUACUGGGAUAAUAGGAUGAAAGCUUGCUUUGGUUACGUACCAUUCACAAUCUUCGUACCGGCAUGGCUUCUGGCGGACAAGAAUCUUAUGUCGAAUUGGCGAAAACAAAGUUCUUCUUGCUCAGACGUGGUGGCGUAUGUAGGACUAAGAGUGCCGAGUGAAUGGAGACAGAGUUUCUUGAUGUGGUCAACGUUGUUCCACUUGAAUGUUCAAUAUUGGCGGAUGAAAUAUCAACAGGAAGAGAUUGCUAGCAGGCUGGAAGAGCAUUAUAAAAUAGUGUUAGAUAUAAAGGCAAAAAAUCAUGACGCAUUUGCUCCUGCACUGAGUCAUUAUAGCAAUCACCAGCAAGAGUCUGUAGAAGGAGCAGGAGGUGUGAAUUUUCAUCAGGGUAGUAGAGGAAGAGGAAAACGCGGCAGAGGUUUUAACAGAGGAAAUGGAAGUAGAGGAGGAGGUACACGAGGUGGGGCACCCUCAGGCCCUACGACUGUAGUGAAUGGGGUAAUGGUACCAAAGUUCGGCCCAGGAGCCUUUGAAGCAGUUAAAGCGGCGAAGCAAGCCGGAGUAAGUGGGAAUAGCGCAGGAACACAAAGAUAUGGGGAGUUGCAAAUGUCAGCUAUGAAAUGA